UAUCGUUGAGCAUCUUCUUUUACUGCACGUAUUGCCAUUUUCAACUUGUUCUCGGAAAUGAUGUCGAUAGCUGUAAAAGUCUACGCUUGGGACAAUAUCUUUUUACAUUGAAUUUUUAGCAAAUCACGACAAUGAUGACAGGGUUUUUAUUCAAGUUCGCUAGCUAACGUUAUCUGUCUAGCUCUAUCUGUUAACAUGAUUUUGCUUGGAUAGCUGACUACAUAAGCCUGCAUAGUGUGUACUUUUGGGAAACAAUAUAGCUAYCUAAUCAAAUUGUGAAACGGUCUCGGAUCUGAACAUUAACAUGCAUCGCUUGCGGUACGGUUUUGGAAGCAUACGCGGAUCUUUAAUACCAGGGGAAAAUAAAAAAGUUUAAAUUGAUACACAUCUUUAACAGGGUUAGUGUACUGUUCUGUUCCCACAAGGCCAUAUCUCCACGUUACAGCGAGAGAGAYAAAAACAUAUGUAAUAAAGCAUUGCAUGCAUCUAUAAUCACAUUGACGUAGUGGCAUACAGUUGAGCAGAUACUUAUUUAGGAUUUCCAUUAUUAUUAUUUUGCAUGAUCUGGAAAAACAUUGGCAUUACAUAAAAACAAAUGUCAUGCAGUUCUACGUCAUUUACAUGAUAGAAGACAUGAGCAGAAUUUAUUUUUAUACCACACAAAUUGCCAAAUGCAGGCUACUGUGCAACUUGCUAUUCAGUAUCUUUGCAAAGAACCCCGGAUAGAUGAUGCCACUCAAGAACCUGCGAACUGCAAGGACAUGAUAGCUUGGGUGGAAUGCCUACCUGCUCCGAAUGUCAGCUGCCGCUUGUCCAACGGGACAGAGUUUCGGUUCAGCGGAGAGGAAGUGGGCUUCAACCAGAGCAUCCCCUGCAGGAAUGUGAGCGGUUACUCCUACAAAAUAGCAGUGGCCUUGUCCCUCUUCCUGGGGUGGUUAGGAGCUGAUCGCUUCUACCUGGGAUACCCAGCUUUAGGGCUGCUCAAGUUCUGCACUGUGGGCUUCUGUGGGAUUGGGAGCUUGGUGGAUUUCAUGUUGAUCUCAAUGCAGAUAGUGGGUCCAUCGGAUAAGUCUGACUACAUAGUGGACCACUACGGUGCCAGACUCACACGCCUCUCCAUUACCAACGACACCUAUAGAAGAACCCAGAUCUCACCCUGAGGGUGUGUACACGAGUAUAGCAUGUUAGACACGCCGCACCGGGGUACACUAGUAGCAUGUUAGAGACAACAGGCUUUGGUGAGUCAUUCGUGGUGUAAUUGUGGAAACCCAGAACAAACAUGUCAUGUAACUGCAUCAGCUACCAUUUACAUGUUAUGAAUUCUGUCCACGAGAGAUCUCUUUAUAACAGUUUGCACGUCUUUUCAUCUAACGGUGUACAUACACUACAUAUCGAAAUGUAUGUGGACACUUGUUCGUCGAACAUCUCAUUCUAAAAUCAUGGGCAUUAAU
Messenger RNA from Salvelinus sp. IW2-2015, 1451 nucleotides. RefSeq names its product TM2 domain-containing protein 1. The record is from RefSeq and is a predicted model, not a curated record. Lineage: Eukaryota; Metazoa; Chordata; Actinopteri; Salmoniformes; Salmonidae.